AUGAAGGAUGGCUCGUUGGUGUUAUCCGAUGGAUCAGGCGGAAGGCAGACAAAAUGUAUUGACCUGUCCAAUACGAUCGCGAAGUUAGAUUCGACUGCCUCCGACAUUGUCGCUCAGCAGCGCGAUGCCCUCGUUCAAAGGAAGGAUCUCGCCCAGAAGACGAAGGAUUUCCGAAAGCUGGAUGACGCGACCAAGCUGGCGGAAUUCAAGGGCCUGUUGAAAGCGUACCAAAGCUUUAUCGACGUCUUGACGAACCAGGGGAAAGCCUCUUCCAACGCUUUCCUACAGCUAUACUCUUCCUUGUCAGAGGCCCCUGACCCUUAUCCGCUCCUUGAGGCAUCCGUCGACUCCCUCGUUCAUUCCGAAGAAACCGUACCGAAAUUAACCUCCGAACGGAACCAACUACAGAGCAACGUGGACCGCCUUACCUCUCAAUUAGAUGAUGCUGAAAAGCGACUCGAAGAAGAACGGACCGCAAGAAAGAAGUUGGAGGAUAACCAGGAAUCAAAGAUCAAAGAGAUUGAGUCUUCUUGGUCAGCCGUUUUGUCGGAGAAAUCGAACAAUUGGACCGCCAAGGAGAAGAGCUUGGAAGAGAAGGUAGAGAACCAAGAACGCUUGAUCAAGGAACUCAAAGCGAGCUAUGAGGUCUCACAACGGCUGGGCCAAGAAGAGAGUAGUGGUGAUGGCCACCAACAAGGAGGGGCUACCGCUGCGGAACUGGAGCUGGUGUCAGCCGAUCUCGAAAAGACUAGUAUUAGGCUGGCAGAAGUAGAGGCAAGGAAUGAGCAAUUGAGACUUGAGCUGGCUCAAGUUGUCUCGCAUUCGCAGCCAGAGCAGACAACAUCCGUUGAAGAAGACCCCGCAUACCUUCGCCUUCAAUCGGAGAACUCUUCCCUAUUACGCAAGUUGGAUGCAGCACGUUUUGACAGAGAGUCUGAACGGCAUUCUUGGGAGGCCAAGAUAUCGCAAUCCGAGAGGCAUGGCGCCAAAGUUGCCGCUGAGAGAGAUGAGUUACGAACGAGGUUGGACAAGGUCGCGGAUUAUGAAGAUAUCCGCCGCGAGCUGGAGAUGAUAAAAUCUAUCGAAUUUUCUGCCGGUGACGAUGAUGAUGCCCGAGACUCCACGGAUGAUGCCGCGAUCGCCGCCAAUGGCACCUCCAAGGCUGGUGCAAAGAACAGUUUAGAGCAGCUUCUGAUGUCUAGAAACAAGAAGCUCACGGACGAACUCACCAUUUUACGGGUAUCACACCGGGACCUCCAGGGCCAACUCGAGACUCUGCGUGAAGACCUGUCGACGACUAAGGAGGAGCUUGAAAAGUCCCAGAAACUCUCUACUACUCUUGAGAAUGAUCUCCUUCGGGUGCAGGAAGAGGCAGCGAAUGCCUUCCCAUCAUCUGCGAUGUCCGUUGCAGGCACGUACACAUCAAGGCACCCCUACUCCUCUCGCCGGGGAGGUACGUCGCCGACAUCAUCAAUCAUCUCGGGCUUUGACCACUCUUCUGGGUCUUCCAACACCAUGGAUGCCAUUCGAGCAGGAGAACCUGUUGGGGGUGGCUCAGGCUUAUUGCCGAUGAUCCAGGCACAGCGAGACCGGUUUAAGAAGAAGAAUGCGGAGUUGGAGGAGGAGCUCUCAAAAAUGUACAACUCAGUAAAGUCGCUUCGGCAGGAAGUUUCUUCUCUUCAGAAGGAUAAUCUCAGUCUGUAUGAAAAGACUCGGUAUGUAUCAACAUACAACCGUGGCCAGGGGGGCUCCUCCUCUGCAAGUGCCUACGGGAACAAGCCGAGCGCAUUCUCUGUCCAUCUGUCUGCGGACACACCAUCGGGACUCUCACUUGAUCGCUACCAAUCUGCCUACGAGGCCCAGAUUUCGCCGUUUGCUGCUUUCAAGGGCCGGGAAUCUGUACGGGCAUAUAAACGCAUGAGCCUCCCUGAGCGGGUUGUCUUCUCUCUUACCCGAAUAAUCCUGGCUAAUCGGACUAGCCGGAACCUAUUCGCCGGGUAUUGCUUCGCCAUCCAUAUUCUUCUGUUCGCUAUGUUAUACAUGAUGAGCACGAUGGAAAUUGAGAAGCACAGCGCAAGCUUAGGUGCUGCUGCUGUGGCUGGUGGAGCUGGCAACAUCCAUAGUAGCGGCCAGCAAUUAAACGGGGACGACUGGCAACAAGAGGGAUUCCAUAAUGGCAGAUAG
This is a messenger RNA of Aspergillus oryzae RIB40, 2184 nucleotides long. RefSeq names its product CCAAT displacement transcription factor COY1. Gene Ontology annotation, cellular component: Golgi membrane. The coding region runs from base 1 to 2184 and encodes 727 amino acids. The transcript has 4 exons. NCBI's taxonomy places the organism in Eukaryota, Fungi, Ascomycota, Eurotiomycetes, Eurotiales, Aspergillaceae. The record is from RefSeq and is a predicted model, not a curated record. Gene Ontology annotation, biological process: intra-Golgi vesicle-mediated transport.